AAUGGCAUGAGCAUUGCUUUACUAUUUUUGACAAGCCAUAUCAAAGCGCUACCUUGGAACAUACGCCACCUUCUAUCGGUUUGAACUUUUAUUCACAUUUAUUCACUAGGCAUAAACCAGACAAGGAGAAGAAGAAGACCGAGUUGGACUAAUUAGCCUACUACUAACUCGAAUCAAUAACCUAACUGCAAACUGACACAAGCUUCUACAUUUUCAUAUUUGUCAAGCCGAAAGGGAUUUUGCUUCUGGACAUGUGAAUCAAAGGAGUUACUGCGAACCCCUGAAAAUGAAGCUACUAGCAUCGGUUCUGUGUUGCUUGGGCUUUCUGCUCACUUCUGCGCUGUUUCGGAGGAUCUCUUCACAAGCAGUAUGCGCUGGCACAGAGAACAAGCUGAGUACUCUGUCAGACCUGGAGCAGCAGUACCGCACCCUAAGGAAGUAUUAUGAGAACUGUGAGGUGGUGAUGGGUAACCUGGAGAUCACCAGCAUCGAUCGCUCCAGAGACCUCUCCUUCCUCAGGUCUAUCCGUGAGGUGACAGGCUAUGUGCUCGUGGCUCUGAACCAGUUUGACUACCUGCCACUGGAGAACCUGAGGAUCAUCAGAGGAACUAAGAUGUAUGAAGAUCGCUACGCUCUGGCGAUCUUCCUCAACUACCGCAGAGAUGGGAACUUUGGCCUGCGCCAGCUGGGACUGAAGAACCUCACAGAGAUCCUACAGGGCGGUGUGUAUGUCGACCAGAAUAAGUUCCUGUGCCACGCAGACACCAUCCACUGGCAAGACAUCGUCAAGAAUGCCCGCGUCAGCCCUCUGGUUGUGCCCACCAAUAGCAGUGUUACAUGUCAGAAGUGUCACGUCUCCUGUAAUGGUCGCUGCUGGGGCCCAAAGGAGGACCAGUGUCAGACCUUGACUAAAACAGUGUGCGCUGAGCAGUGUGACGGUCGCUGUUUCGGACCCUGGGUCAGUAACUGCUGCCAUCGCGAGUGUGCAGGAGGAUGCUCCGGACCCAAGGAUACGGACUGCUUCGCUUGCACCAACUUCAACGACAGCGGAGCAUGUGUGACCCAGUGCCCCCAGCCCCAUGUAUACAACCCCACCACCUUCCAGCUGGAAAGCAACCCCAGAGCCAAGUACACCUACGGAGCCUUCUGCGUCAAGAAGUGCCCACAUAACUUUGUGGUGGACCACAGCUCCUGUGUGAGGGCUUGUCCCAGCAACAAGAUGGAGGUAGAAAAUGACCGCAUCAAGAUGUGCAUCGCCUGCACUGAUAUCUGUCCAAAAGCCUGUGAUGGUAUAGGUACAGCCAGUCUGCAGACAGCCCAGACUGUGGACUCCAGCAACAUAGACAAGUUCACCAACUGUACCAAGAUCAAUGGAAACCUGGUCUUCCUCAUCACUGGCAUUAAAGGGGAUGUGUACCACAACAUUGAGGCUCUGGAUCCAGAGAAACUGAAUGUGUUUCGGACUGUUAGGGAGAUUACAGGUUUCCUGAACAUCCAGUCGUGGCCAGAGAACAUGACAGACCUGAGUGUCUUCUCCAAUCUGGCAACCAUAGGAGGUAGAGCACUGUACAGUGGUAUCUCUCUCCUAGUGUUGAAGCAGCGGUGGAUCUCAUCCCUCCAGCUCCAGUCCCUGAAUGAGAUCAGUGCUGGUAACGUGUACAUCACCAAUAACAGUCAGCUGUGCUACUACAACACCGUCAACUGGACCGGCCUGUUCAGAGCCAACAACCAGAAGGUCCUCAUACGCAACAACAGAGACCCCAAAGAGUGUAAGGUUGCAGGUGUCCACACAGAUGCGUCCCCGGCUGAAGUAGCGACAGGACAGGCACUGGGUCCUGAUCAUUGUGUGAAGUGUCUCCACUUUAAAGAUGGUCCUAACUGUGUGGAGAAGUGUCCUGACGGCCUUCAGGGGGCCAACAGCUUCAUCUUUAAAUAUGCCGAGGCCAACAACGAGUGCCAUCCCUGUCACUCCAACUGCACGCAGGGGUGUAUUGGACCCAGACUGCAGGACUGUAUUGGCAUGAUGGACAGGACUCCCCUGAUUGCUGCCGGGGUGAUAGGGGGCCUCUUCGUCGUGGUCAUUGUGGCUCUGAGUGUAGCCGUGUCUGUCCGCAGGAAGAGCAUCAAGAAGAAGAGAGCCCUGCGACGCUUCCUUGAGACAGAGCUGGUGGAGCCCCUGACACCUAGUGGUACAGCCCCUAACCAGGCCCAGCUCCGCAUCCUCAAAGAGACUGAACUCAAGAGGGUCAAGAUACUGGGCUCGGGGGCCUUCGGCACCGUCUACAAGGGUAUCUGGGUGCCAGAGGGUGAGACAGUGAAGAUCCCGGUAGCCAUCAAGAUCCUGAACGAGGCAACGGGACCCAAGGCUAACGUGGAGUUCAUGGAUGAGGCUCUGAUCAUGGCCAGCAUGGAGCACCCCCACCUGGUCCGUCUCCUGGGGGUCUGCCUGAGCCCCACCACACAGCUGGUCACCCAGCUCAUGCCCCACGGCUGCCUGCUCGACUACGUCCAUGAACACAAGGACAACAUCGGCUCCCAGCUGUUGCUCAACUGGUGUGUUCAGAUCGCCAAGGGUAUGAUGUAUCUGGAAGAGCGGAGACUGGUGCACAGGGACUUGGCUGCCCGUAACGUGCUGGUCAAGUCCCCCAACCACAUCAAGAUCACUGACUUUGGUCUGGCUCGGUUGCUGGACGUCAACGAGAAGGAGUACAACGCUGACGGGGGCAAGAUGCCAAUCAAGUGGAUGGCCUUGGAGUGUAUCCACUACAGGAAGUUUACCCACCAGAGUGACGUCUGGAGCUACGGGGUGACCAUUUGGGAAUUGAUGACGUUUGGGGGGAAGCCCUAUGAUGGCAUCCCGACCCGGGACAUCCCAGACCUGCUGGAGAAAGGAGAGCGUCUUCCCCAACCUCCCAUCUGCACCAUAGAUGUAUACAUGGUCAUGGUCAAAUGUUGGAUGAUAGAUGCAGACAGCAGGCCCAAGUUCAAGGAGCUAGCUGCAGAGUUCUGUAGGAUGGCCCGGGACCCCCAGCGUUAUCUGGUCAUCCAGGGUGAUGACCGUAUGAAGCUGCCCAGCCCCAACGACAGUAAGUUCUUCCAGAGCCUGCUGGAUGAGGAGGAGCUGGAGGAUUUGAUGGAUGCUGAGGAGUACCUGGUUCCUCAGGUCUUUAAUAUCCCACCGCUGGCGUACACACCCAGGACACGUGUUGACUCCAACAGGAAGCCUGGCUACAAAGUGCUCUCUGAUAUUUAA
Salvelinus namaycush (lake trout) is the source of this 3253-nucleotide messenger RNA. RefSeq names its product receptor tyrosine-protein kinase erbB-4-like. The transcript has 25 exons. Gene Ontology annotation, cellular component: basal plasma membrane; signaling receptor complex. Gene Ontology annotation, molecular function: ATP binding; transmembrane receptor protein tyrosine kinase activity; epidermal growth factor receptor binding. Gene Ontology annotation, biological process: protein phosphorylation; positive regulation of cell population proliferation; positive regulation of kinase activity. The record is from RefSeq and is a predicted model, not a curated record. Lineage: Eukaryota; Metazoa; Chordata; Actinopteri; Salmoniformes; Salmonidae. The coding region runs from base 287 to 3253 and encodes 988 amino acids.